UCUGUUGCAGCGCACGCUCGCGCCGCUGCCUCCACCGUCCUUCCGCCGACUGCCGCCACAAUGACGUUUGUCAAGAGUUCCACGUACCAGCUCUUCGAUCUCAGCAUGGGGGUUGCGAGCCAGUCGACGCAAUUCUUCUCGGUUGCGGACUAUUUGGUGUUUGGAGGGAUGCUGGCUGUAUCUACGGGCAUUGGGCUCUACCACGGCUGCCGCAAGAGAAAGGAGGCCAGUCAGGACAGGACGGGAGAAUUCCUCACAGGAAAUGGCCAGAUGAGCACCGUGCCAGUAGCACUAUCCAUGUUGGCGAGCUUUCUGUCCUCAAUAACAUUAAUGGGGCAACCAGCAGAAGUGUACCUUUUUGGCCCACAGCUGUGGUUGUUUGGAAUUGCCAUGCUACUCAGUAUUCCAGCAGUCUGCUACAUUUUUAUUCCAUUUUACCACAGAAUUAAAUGUACAUCAGCUUAUGAGUACUUUGGGACAAGAUUCCACAAAAAUGUGCAGCUCCUUGCAUCUGUUCUCUUCACAGCUCAGAUGGUACUAUAUUUAGCACUAGUACUUUAUGCACCUGCUGUUGCUCUCUAUCAAGUCACUGGCCUGAAGACUGAAAUAAUUGUUUCUGUGAUGUACAUAGUGGUUAUAUUCUACACAACAAUAGGUGGAAUAAAAGCAGUGGUAUGGACAGACUGUUUUCAAGUAUUUGUCCUCUUCAUCUCCAUGAUAGCAGUUCUUACAAAAGGAACAAUGGAUAUUGGUGGACCAGAAGUAGUGUGGAUGAGAAAUGCAAAAGCUGGUAGAACAGAGUUCUUCAAUUGGAAUUAUGAUCCUACAGAGAGAUACACAGUUUGGUCAUGUUUGAUUGGAGCAGGAUUUCUGCACAACACAGUUUAUGGUGCGAAUCAGUUGCAAGUUCAGAGGUAUCUCACUGUCAGAACUGUCAAUAAAGCAAGACAAAUGAUGUGGAUAAAUGUAGUUGGUUGGACAGCCAUUGUUUUCCUGACAGUGUAUGCAGGGAUGCUAAUAUUUGCAAGGUACCAUGAUUGUGAUCCUAUUACAUCACAGAUGGUGAAGAAACCAGAUCAGCUUUUUCCUCUUUAUAUAAUGGACACCUUGAGUGACUAUCCAGGAUUUCCCGGUGUUUUUGUUGCUGGGAUAUUUAGUGCUGGACUGAGUACUGUCUCAACUGGCCUGAAUUCCCUUGCUGCUAUAUGGUUUGCAGAGAUGGAUGGCUCAAAUUUUAAGAAGAAAUUGAAUCAGUCCAGGGCAGCAUUAACAGUAAAACUGCUUGCCUUAUUGUUUGGACUACUUUCAUUUGCUUUAGUGUUUGCUGUACCAUACAUGGGUGGUCUUGUGCCAGUUGCAGUGUCUCUAUCAGGAUUCUUUUCUGGAGCAUUAUUUGCUCUUUUUCUUUUGGGAAUGUAUGUUCCAUGGGUAAAUGCAGUGGGUGCAGCAGCUGGAAUGAUAUUUGGUAUUGGCAUACCAGCAUGGUUAGCUACUGGAAGCAACAUAGCAUCUGAAAAAGGGUAUGUCCCAAACAUGCUUCCUGUUUCAACGCAUAACUGUUCAAAGAAUACAACAAUUCUGCCACAAUAUGUAAGGAUUAAUGAUGAGAUUUUUUAUCCAUACAAAAUAUCAUUUCUUUGGUAUUCACUUAUCUCAAUCAUAUUGACACUUAUCUUUGGUUUGGGAGUCAGCUGGCUUUUCAAUUUUGAAUGUUUUCAAAGACAGAAACUGUGCAAUAUCAAACUCAGAAGCUUGACACAAAGAACAACAGAAAUGGAACAUCAAACUCUUUCUGCUACAAGUGAGGAGUCAAACAAAUUAUUAAUAGCAGAAGGCAACACUGACAAAGAUUUGUACAGACAGAGUUGAAAAUAUCUAGCACCUAAGGAAGAAAUAUUUGUGUGUGUGUGUGUGUGUGUUUAGUGCAAUUGUUUUUCUGACUCCUAGGUUAUGAGUAUAACUGUGUUGUUUACACAUAACUCUAUGUUGUUUGUGAAGAUAUGUUUUCAGUCUGUAACAAUAACGACCAAAAAUGUCAAUCUACUGUUGUAAUACAUAUCAACUAGCUUCCUUAUUAAUAGUAUAGUAGUAUUAUUAGUAUAAAACAGUUGUUUCCUGCUCAAAUUUUGUACAAAUUUUUUGUGUGACUGUGUGAUGAUAUGUGACAUUAGUAACUUAAUUCUUUUCAAUUACCUAUGAAACUGCCAGUCAAAUGCAAUGUAAAAAUAAAAUGGUAGCCCAUUGUAUGUAAUCCUGAGAUGAAAUUCAAAUGUGUAUUCUUGACAGUAUAAACAAUAUUUCAGAGGAAUUAUAAAUAUUUUAGUAGAACAGUUUUGUGUUAAAAAGUUCAUUUAACCAUAUAUCCAAGCUUGGUGGUUGCUGUAUUUCAGGAAUCUGAAUGUUUCACAUGGGAGGAAUACUACUACAACCAAUUGAGAUUCCACAGCUACAUUAUCAAAGCAGUCUGCCUCUUUUUCAUUUGCCAUUCUUUCAAUAACACUGGCAAUUCAUGUUGCAGGAAGUCUCAA
This is a messenger RNA of Schistocerca americana (American grasshopper), 2528 nucleotides long. RefSeq names its product sodium-coupled monocarboxylate transporter 1-like. Gene Ontology annotation, molecular function: symporter activity. NCBI's taxonomy places the organism in Eukaryota, Metazoa, Arthropoda, Insecta, Orthoptera, Acrididae. Gene Ontology annotation, biological process: sodium ion transport; transmembrane transport. The record is from RefSeq and is a predicted model, not a curated record. Gene Ontology annotation, cellular component: membrane. The transcript is spliced from 14 exons. Bases 61 to 1869 code for a protein of 602 amino acids.